AUGAAAACAGCAGGAGACGAGGACAACAGGAGACAAGGACGAAAGGAGAUGAGGACAACUGGAGAUGAGGACGACAGGAGACGAGGACAGCAAGAGAUGAGGUUGAAAGGAGAUGAGGACCACAGGAGACAGGGACAACAGGGGACGAGGACAACAGGAGACAAGGAACUUGUGUCUGUCACAGACAAACAUGAGGAGAAACAUGAGGAGAAACAUGAGGAGAAACAUCAGGACAAACAUGAGGAGAAACAUGAGGAGAAACAUCAGGACAAACAUGAGGAGAAACAUCAGGACAAACAUGAGGAGAAACAUCAGGACAAACAUGAGGAGAAACAUGAGGAGAAACAUGAGGAGAAACAUCAGGACAAACAUGAGGAGAAACAUGAGGAGAAACAUCAGGACAAACAUGAGGAGAAACAUCAGGACAAACAUGAGGAGAAACAUCAGGACAAACAUGAGGAGAAACAUGAGGAGAAACAUGAGGAGAAACAUCAGGACAAACAUGAGGAGAAACAUCAGGACAAACAUCAGGACAAACAUGAGGAGAAACAUCAGGACAAACAUCAGGACAAACAUGAGGAGAAACAUCAGGACAAACAUGAGGAGAAACAUCAGGACAAACAUGAGGAGAAACAUCAGGACAAACAUGAGGACAAACAUCAGGACAAACAUGAGGAGAAACAUGAGGAGAAACAUCAGGACAAACAUGAGGAGAAACAUGAGGAGAAACAUCAGGACAAACAUGAGGAGAAACAUCAGGACAAACAUCAAGACAAACAUGAGGAGAAACAUCAGGACAAACAUCAGGACAAACAUGAGGAGAAACAUCAGGACAAACAUCAGGACAAACAUGAGGAGAAACAUCAGGACAAACAUGAGGAGAAACAUCAGGAGAAACAUGAGGACAAACAUGAGGAGAAACAUGAGGAGAAACAUGAGGAGAAACAUCAGGACAAACAUGAGGAGAAACAUGAGGAGAAACAUCAGGACAAACAUGAGGAAAAACAUCAGGAGAAACAUCAGGAGAAACGUCAGGAGAAACGUCAAAACAAAUGUCAACAGAAACAUGAGGAGAAACGUCAAGAAAAUAUCAGGAGGAACAUCAGGGGAAGCAUCAGGAGAAACAUCAAGAAAAACAUCAGGAGAAACAUCAGAAGGAGCCUCAAACUCUUCACACCAAUUGCACCAAACUUAAUAUCUCAAUAA
Molecule: messenger RNA, 1206 nt
Organism: Periophthalmus magnuspinnatus
Lineage: Eukaryota; Metazoa; Chordata; Actinopteri; Gobiiformes; Gobiidae
Product: involucrin-like
Exons: 2
Coding region: 1-1206 (401 amino acids)
Source: RefSeq, a predicted model, not a curated record